AAUGGGCCAAUCCAAAACAAAUUAAUGGGCCACACAUCUCUUUCAAUACUUAUCUUUCAUUUUAAAAAAGACAAAAUUCGCAACAAAAAAACUCCAAAAAUUCUACAAUUAUCGGUUUCAACUGCAUUCCUAAAUCGCGGGAGUUCGAUUCCUCAGUAUAUACUUUUUCUCAUUCUCCCCUUUUCAUAUCUAAUCCACAAAAUUUUCUCACAACAAAUUACUAGUAUAUCUUCUUCAAAUUACCAAUUCAAUUUCAAAUUGAAAAUUAGGGUUAGGGUUUUCUACCAAACAAUCGAAAAUUUUCAAUGAUCAGCGAUGAAUGUAGAAGGAUUACAACGCAAAUUAGAGGGUUGGAUCAAAGAUCAAACUUCUAAGUUCCCGAAACUUCAACUUCCGCCAUUGCCGCAGUUUCGAGGUUGGGUAGGAGUGAAGUGGCCGCCAUGGUCGACUGAUCGAGAACAACGUAGGAAGCUUCAAGAAGAGUAUGAGAGAAGGAAGAAGCAACUUCAAGAUCUUUGUCGCGCUGUUAAGGCUGAAUCUGUUUCCGAUUUGCAGGAUAUUCUUUGUUGCAUGGUUCUUUCUGAGUGUGUUUACAAGAGGCCUGCAACCGAGCUAAUUCGAGCAGUAAACAAGUUCAAAGCUGACUUUGGAGGGGAAGUCAUUUGUUUGGAGCGUGUUCAGCCAUCUCUUGACCAUGUUCCUCAUAGAUACCUGUUGGCAGAAGCAGGUGACACUUUAUUUGCUUCUUUCGUUGGGACAAGGGAGUACAAAGAUGUGAUGGCCGAUGCUAAUAUAUUUCAAGGAGCUUUAUUUCACGAGAAUGACAUGGAGGUUAUGGAGGAAACUGAUAUAUCUGAGUCAGAUAUGUCCAAUGGACGAAAAGGAAAUGUAGAUUCUCUUGCAAAGACGGAAACUAAACCUAAGCAAUUGAAACACAAGCUGAGACCUGCCGCUCAUAGAGGUUUCAUGUCUCGGGCUAAAGGGAUACCGGCCUUGGAGUUGUACAGGCUCGCUCAGAAGAAGAAGCGCAAACUUGUCUUGUGUGGGCAUUCUCUUGGUGGAGCUGUUGCAGCACUGGCCACACUAGCCAUUUUGAGAGCUAUCGCUGUGUCUUCUCCAUUGAAAGACAAUGAAAAGUUUCAAGUCAGAUGUAUUACAUUCUCCCAGCCCCCUGUUGGGAAUGCAGCUCUCAGAGAUUUUGUUGAUCGAAAAGGAUGGCAUCAUUAUUUUAAGACUUAUUGUAUUCCAGAAGACUUGAUACCUCGUUUUUUAUCCCCAGCGUAUUUUGAUCAUUAUAAUAAUGCGCAGACUCCAUCAGUUGAUGGUGGUGAUGCUGCUUCAUCGUCAACUGGUGAUCAAGGGAAUGGUGGGGUGAUAUUAGAAUUUGGAAAGCUGAGAGAGAAGCAAGGCGAAAAACAGAAAGAGAAUGAAGGAGAGCAGUUGGUUCUUGGUCUUGGUCCUGUUCAGACCCCAUUUUGGAGAUUGUCUCGUCUUGUUCCUUUAGAGGGUAUUAGAAGACAUUUAACUGGAAAAAAAGGUGCAGAAGCUUCUGAUAAAGCACCCACUGUGGCUAAUUCUGAUCCUACAUCUGAUAAUGUAGCUGCACCACAAUCGUUAGAGAUUGAAGAAGGUUGUGAUAGUGUUUCUCUUAAGCCAAUAUCUGAAAAUGAUUUGAAAGUGUCAGCUUCAGAUGUUGUCAGAAAGGUACCUGAGAAAAGUGGCAACAAUGAAGGAGAUGGAAGAGCAUGGGGCAGAAUGCCUUCUUUACCGUCAUAUGUGCCUUUCGGCGAGCUGUACUUGUUGGGGGCAUCAUCAGCGGAAUCUCUAUCAGAUGCUGAGUACUCAAAGUUGACAUCGGUCAAAUCUAUGAUUGCUGAAUUGAAGGAUCUUUUACAAUCGCAUUCAAUGAGAUCUUAUAGAUCAAGAUUUCAGAGGAUCUAUGAUUUGUGCAUGAGUGACGGUCCUGCAUCUUUUCUGGGAAUUGAGCAGCUUCAGCAGUUUCCUCAUCUACACCAAUGGCUUGGGCUAUCAAUUGCUGGAACAGUUGAGCUUGGGCAUAUUGUUGAGUCUCCAUCAAUUUGUACUGCUACUUCAAUUGUUCCACUUGGAUGGACUGGCACUCCUGGAGAUAAAAAUUCAGACCCCUUAAAAGUUGACAUCGCAGGUUCUGGGCUCCAUUUGUGUAAAGUUCAGGCACAAAUAAAUGGUAACUGGUGUUUUACAACAGUUGAUACUCAUCCUCCUUCACCAACUUACUCAGAUGAAACACAGCCUGAAUUGGAUAAGAUGAGAGUGCUUAUUGGAGCUCCAUUAAAAAGUCCUCCAAAGCAUCAGAUUGUUCCUGAUGCGUUCACAGUUUUCCCUUCCAUUGAUUCUGAAUCCAUUAAUCUAAAGGCACAACAAAUGUUAGGAGCAUUGUCUAAAAGUAAAUUUUCCCAUCCUCCUGGGUUAAAUAAUCUUUAUAUAUAUUGUACUACCGACUUCACCACUGUUUCCAAAGAGGUUGAUGUUAGGACUCGCAGAGUGCGAUUAGUUGGUCUUGAGGGUGCUGGUAAAACAGCUCUUUUCAAGGCUAUUUUGAAUAAAGGUAGACAAUCAACUUCAACUGAUGGUGAGAGUAUGCAGCCCGAAGCAGAUAUUCAAGAAGGAAUUGCUGGCGGUUUGUAUUACAUGGACUCAGCCGGAAUAAAUUUACAGGAGCUGAGUACCGAGGCUUCUCGUUUUAGAGAUGAAUUAUGGACAGGUAUUCGAGAUCUUAGCAGGAAGAUUGAUUUGCUUGUGCUUGUUCAUAACCUUGCUCAUCAAAUACCUAGAUACAGUGAUUCCAAUGUGUUGCAACGACGACCUGCCCUCUGUUUUUUACUGGAUGAGGCUAAAGCCCUUGGUAUACCUUGGGUUCUUGCAAUAACUAAUAAAUUUUCCGUGAGUGCACACCAGCAAAGAGAGGCAAUUGAUGCUGUGUUGAAGGCAUAUCAAGCAUCUCCUGGCAAUACAGAGAUAUUAAACUCUUGCCCCUAUGUUAUUCACACAGCAGGCAGUUCUUAUGCCUCUUUGUCCAGUGUUGUUGCUAGAGAAGACACUAAUAGAGGGAUGGUUCCACAAGGUCUUGUUCUUGGCCCAUUAAAUUUUGUGCGGAAACCUUUCCAGCGGAAAGCCACUAUUCUUCCUGUGGAGGGUUUGGAUUCCUUUUGUCAGCUUGUUCAUCGUGAGCUCCGAAGAAAAGAGGAAUUAUCCUUUGAGGAAUUUGCAAAGGAUAAACUCUUACUAGAGCUCUCACAAGAUCAUGCUAAGGGGAUUGCUGGGAAGAAAGAUAUGCAGGACAAGGCCAACUCAAUGUCUGCAGCAACCGUUGGUGCAUCUCUGGGUGCUGGUCUUGGGGUCGUAAUGGCUGUUGUGAUGGGCGCUGCAUCUGCUUUGAGAAAACCAUGACAUCUUUCUGAGCAAUACCCAGCCUAAUAAAUAUUGAUAUACGUAUGUAACAUUAUUGUACAUAGUUGAUUUAUUGCUAAAUUAGUAAGUCUGUAUUAGUGUGGUUCGGUAUGUACAUUGCAUCCCAUUUAUUCAUUGGUUUUAAUGUUUAAUGCCUUAAAUCAGAUAGGUCUUACAUAA
Chenopodium quinoa (quinoa) is the source of this 3609-nucleotide messenger RNA. RefSeq lists its product as uncharacterized. Bases 316 to 3429 code for a protein of 1037 amino acids. The record is from RefSeq and is a predicted model, not a curated record. The transcript is spliced from 14 exons. Gene Ontology annotation, biological process: lipid metabolic process. NCBI's taxonomy places the organism in Eukaryota, Viridiplantae, Streptophyta, Magnoliopsida, Caryophyllales, Amaranthaceae.